AUGAUGUACUUUGUCCCUCUGCUCCUGACGGGCAUCCUGUUCCCUGCAAUCCAAGCCAAGCAAUUUACAAAAUGUGAGCUGUACCGGGAGCUGUCAGGCCUGAGUGACUAUGAUUUCACUCUACAAGAACUGAUCUGUGUUAUAUUUCACAUCAGUGGCUAUGACUCACAGACUGUACUUAAUAAUAAUGGCAGCACAGAAUAUGGACUCUUCCAGAUCAGUAAUAAAAGCUGGUGUCGUGAUAACAAGUUCCCUGAGUCCGAGAACAUAUGCAACAUCUCUUGUCAGAAGUUCCUGGAUGAUGACCUGACUGAUGAUGUGAUGUGUGUCAAGAAGAUCCUUGAUAGGAAAGGAAUUGACUACUGGUUGGCUCAUAAGGCACUCUGUUCUGAGAAGCUGGACCAGUGGAGCUGCAAGAAAUUGUGA
This is a messenger RNA of Sorex fumeus (smoky shrew), 426 nucleotides long. It is a transcript of the gene LALBA, whose product is annotated as lactalbumin alpha. Lineage: Eukaryota; Metazoa; Chordata; Mammalia; Eulipotyphla; Soricidae. The transcript is spliced from 4 exons. Gene Ontology annotation, molecular function: calcium ion binding; lactose synthase activity. The coding region runs from base 1 to 426 and encodes 141 amino acids. Gene Ontology annotation, biological process: lactose biosynthetic process. The record is from RefSeq and is a predicted model, not a curated record.